Molecule: messenger RNA, 2271 nt
Organism: Penicillium angulare
Lineage: Eukaryota; Fungi; Ascomycota; Eurotiomycetes; Eurotiales; Aspergillaceae
Product: DUF2293 domain-containing protein
Exons: 3
Coding region: 1-2271 (756 amino acids)
Source: RefSeq, a predicted model, not a curated record
AUGUCUUUUCAAAAGGGUCAACGAAAAGUUGGUACAGCAUCGGAACUACCGUUAGCACGACGGGCGCAGCUAGCCGUGGUGGCACAUGUACGCCAUCUCUACACUGACUAUGACCGUCUUCUCAAACAGGGGUCAUUUCACGAAGCAAGAUCCUCUGUCGAACAGCCUACCUUGGCCAAAGUUGUUGCAUGGCGCGGUGAUGACGAGAACGGUCAAACUGUAUUAGAAGAUGUUUUCCGGGAAGUCAUCGUUAUCUCAGAUGACGAGGACAGUGACCUUGAAAAUGAAACAGCCAAUACCACUGUUAAUGCGGAGCUUCUGUCAUCCAACAGAGCCGAAACCUAUGAAGUACAGACUCAGCCGAUCAGGGCCGAGAGCGUGUCCAUUCAUGAUCCCUCCCUGGAACUUCUCGAGGAAGCACCACCUGGAUUCCGUGUCAUUACCCAAGUGCCCGCUAAGACAACCAUGGACCGUCGUGGAUUCAGCAGAUACCAAGCUUGGAACCGUGCGCUGACUCGAUACCGAGCUGAAGCUCAACGUACUGAGCAGCCACAACCCGGCGAAGCUUCUACUGAACGACAAAGCCCACGCUACACUCAACGACCCGCUGUGGUUCAAGAGAGUUUGGAGAUUACCAGGCGCAGGGAGCCCCCUGCUCAACCCGUCGAAUCCAGUUCUAGAGUCGUGUCGGGAUCUGUAUAUACUGAAAUCCCACCCCAAAGACCGUUGCAAGCCAAGAAUUACGUAGGUAGUACUGAAAGGCGGGUUCGAUUGGAAACCCAACGCUCAAAUCCGCAUUUUGAGACCAAUGGAUGGCCUCAUGCACUAACUACGCAGAAACCAUUCGAGGCUCAUAAGUUGGAGACCAGUCCUCGCUGGGCCAUCAGGUCUACUUACCCCCAAGGUAAAAUCCCGUUACACAUGGAUUCAACUCGAUCGGACAGACUCCCCACAUCACCAAAUGACAGGACCAAUGCGCCUGUUUUUGUGAGUGGGCCGAAGGAAUUGCAAAUCAGCCAUGAUGUCCAGCUUGGAUCCAAGCCUGAAUUUCCAGUGCGUCCUCAAAUGAGGUCCGAUGUAUAUUCCCAGGAUCAUGUUCUUCCCUCCAUUGAAGCCCCUUGGCCAUCCGAAAAACGGCGGACAGACGCUCGUUUAGAACAGAUGACGAAAAGAAUGUCGCUCCGUUCUGUAACCCCAGUCCACCACUUAGGAGAUAACCAUGGAAGUGGUUCUGGACCUGGCAGUCCAGAUGAUCAAAAUUCCAAGAGAAGAAGAUUGGCUUAUCACAAUGCUCCUCAGCUUGGUAACCAUUCUGAUUCCCGAGAUACAAGACCCAUUGGGAUAUCCACUUCUGAUGAACAAGGCCCUAGAGUACAAUACCGUGGCGAUGAGCUCGGACCCGAGCAUCGUUCGCAGGAUAUGCAAUAUCGCCCUCGGGACCACCUUAACUUGACGGAGAAACCUCCUCUAGGACCUCAACGUGAAAGGCCAUCCGGCACAUUUGCUCCACAGGCCAAUCCAACUGGAAGGUGGGAAAUGGAACGCACGCGCACCGUUGAUCCACCUCUGGGGCAUAUUCCGAGGCAUAACUUUCAGCCCUCUUCUGGACCCGGUGGCACAAUUCUCAAUGGUGAUCGUUCACCCAGGACCACUCUAGAUGCUUCUCGCCCCGGGAUUCGCUCGUACUAUGGUGAUCGUAGCCCCCGCAUGGAUCAUGUUCCUCAUUCAAUGGCCGAGCAAACCCGCCUGCCCACUUGGAAUCCCCGUACUGAUGGCCACCGCGCCCUUAUCUAUGAUGCUCCUCCAGGGAAGCAAUACGCCGAUGGCUUUGUCCGCUCCGUUGACAUCCGCGAGGCCCGACCGGCCGAGUACUAUGUUGAGAACCCACGCCACCAGCCCAGCCGGACAAGUGGAAACAUCAUUCAGCCUAGUAGGGCCAGGAUCCCAGACCAACUGAUUGUCAUGGAUGUGUUACAGCCUCGGGCCGUUUCAGAGCAACGCCAGCUACCCAACUCCCGAGUGGCACCCCCUUCUCACCACCAGACGUCUCACUUUACAGAGACAACCCUUGGGGGCCGCCAAUUUCACAGGCGUGUUCCUACCACUCGAGAACGACGCCCUGGUAGCGGUCUCAGCAACACACGGCGCACCCAUGAUCCCCGAGCAUUCCAAAUGGCAGAACAAAAUCGCCCGAUCUAUGUGCAGCGAGUUGAAUCACAACCGCCCCAGCAUAAUAUGUCUGACGAGAGACCGGUCAUUCUGGUGGAUUGA